AUGUCGGAUCACUUUGACAGGUUCCCCUUCAUCAGCUUGCUGAGUGGCUGGGGAGUCGUCAGUGGCCCUGGGUUAUUUAUGCUCCGCAGCUUGGUAUCCGGCAUCUCAACCGCGACGGUCGUCGGCGUCUCAAGCGGUAUGGUCGGCAGCAUGAUCUGGGGCACAGCAGGCCUACCCUUCCUCAUCGGAUCAUCUCUCGGUUUCGCCCUCGGUAGCUACCGAUGGUAUGAGGUUGCGACUAGAGAAGCCAUGGUUCAGCUGGACCUCUACCCAGCAUUGCUGCAAAUGCAUAUCACCUCCAACUUUCCUUGGGUGCCGGACCUGCAUAGCAAAGGCCGCGAUUGGUAUACGGCUGAGACGUUUCGUAGAUCGUGGGUCAUGAAGAGUAUGUUGGUUGUCGGUUGGCUUUCGGCAGAGUCGUCAUUACGUGAGAUCAGGGAGCGGAGGGAGACGAGAUUGAUCGAGGAGUAUGUCGCUGCUGAAGAGGAGUCAGAGUGA
Fusarium redolens is the source of this 498-nucleotide messenger RNA. RefSeq lists its product as uncharacterized. The transcript is spliced from 3 exons. The coding region runs from base 1 to 498 and encodes 165 amino acids. The record is from RefSeq and is a predicted model, not a curated record. Lineage: Eukaryota; Fungi; Ascomycota; Sordariomycetes; Hypocreales; Nectriaceae.